AUGGACAAGAAACCGAACGGGCGGACUGACGCUGGUCUGAGGAGUUUGGAUCAUUAUCUGAAUAGUCUUCCGAAAUGGCGAUACUACCCCCGACAGAAAAUCCUACCGGUGGUGCGCUUCGAGACUCCCUAUCUGGCCUGGUUCCAGGACAAAUUGCGCUCGCCCAUGCUUGAUUCGUACUUUGCCUUCACUGCCAAUCUCGGUACCCAUACAUUCUUUACGGUCUUUCUACCCGUGUUGUUCUGGUGUGGAUAUCCAAGUCUGGGUCGCGGAAUGGUCAAUGUUUUGGCUGCAGGCGUCUUCUUUAGCGGCUUCAUCAAAGAUUUGCUCUGUCUACCUCGCCCUCUUUCUCCCCCGCUUCAGCGAAUUACCAUGUCCGGUUCGGCCGCAUUAGAGUACGGAUUCCCCUCAACGCAUUCAACAAACGCAGUCUCCGUCGCAAUUUAUCUGCUAUCGCUGUUAUGGUCCGAUACAACAUUGAGUCCUCCCGUCAAAUUUGCAUCUCAGGCAGCUUUAUAUCUAUAUGCAGUGUCCAUCAUCAUCGGUCGUCUAUACUGUGGAAUGCAUGGUUUCCUCGAUGUGAUCAUCGGCAGCGGACUAGGGGCUUUGAUUGCAUGGUUCCAAAUUGUAUACGGACCAGCAUUGGACACUUGGAUUGUCGGUGCGUCAGCAAAAGAAGUGCUUCUUCUGUUCCUGGUCGUGCUGGUCUUGAUCCGAAUACACCCUGAGCCAGCGGACGAUUGUCCUUGCUUUGACGACAGUGUAUCCUUUGCCGCUGUGUUUAUCGGCUGUCAGGUGGCGGCCUGGGACUUGUCCAAGUCGACUAUCGGCUCGGCGGAACUCACUCCUGACACUAUUCCCUACCGACUCGACAUGGGUUGGUUUAAGACUAUUAUGCGAUUUGUAGUUGGCGUCCUCAUUAUAUUUGCAUGGAGAGAGUUUACAAAACCACUGUUGUUGCGUGUAUUGCCUCCAGUCUUCCGCGGCCUUGAGAAGGCCGGUCUUCUACUGCCCCGUCGAUUCUUCACUCGCGCAUCUGAGUACGGAAAAGUUCCAGGACACCUCAAAGACGACGAGGUCAUACCGAAUUUCUCCGACAUUCCUUCCAUCCUAACAUCCAUUCGACAUCCCCGCCGCAGAGCUAUUUCGAUCGGACCCCAAUCCGAGGCUGAUGCAUACGAAACACUGGCAUAUAGAGAGAAGCGACGACGCGAGAGCAUUUCUGACAAUGCACAUGGAUUUCUGGGUGAACAACGUUCUGCUACCAAACGAUCGGCGUCCAAACUGGAGCAAUACGAAUCGCAAAUGGGAACUGUCAGCCCUAGACAAAGUCCCGAUGUUCCGGCUCAUGAGACAGGCCCUACACCCUCAGGGGGCUACGAAAUAGCCAACCGUUCCACGGAGGACGAAGAGCAAAUGUUUUCCAUGAUCAAGAAGCCCCGUGUCCGAUAUGAUGUCGAGGUGGUAACGAGGCUAAUCGUCUAUAUGGGUAUUGGCGUGAUCGUGGUCGAUUUCAUGGCGUACGUGUUUGAUAUUGUGGGUCUGGCACCUUAA
Molecule: messenger RNA, 1554 nt
Organism: Talaromyces amestolkiae
Lineage: Eukaryota; Fungi; Ascomycota; Eurotiomycetes; Eurotiales; Trichocomaceae
Exons: 6
Coding region: 1-1554 (517 amino acids)
Cellular component (GO): endoplasmic reticulum membrane
Molecular function (GO): sphingosine-1-phosphate phosphatase activity
Source: RefSeq, a predicted model, not a curated record